Molecule: messenger RNA, 1214 nt
Organism: Olea europaea var. sylvestris
Lineage: Eukaryota; Viridiplantae; Streptophyta; Magnoliopsida; Lamiales; Oleaceae
Product: methylsterol monooxygenase 1-1-like
Exons: 5
Coding region: 17-997 (326 amino acids)
Biological process (GO): sterol biosynthetic process
Molecular function (GO): C-4 methylsterol oxidase activity; iron ion binding
Source: RefSeq, a predicted model, not a curated record
AAAAUAAAAAAAAAAAAUGAACCAAGACUCUCCAUCACAUAUCCGACAAAAAUUCAGUCCUCAAAUUCCUCCACCACUGUCAAUGUUGCCCCACGCCACCGUUCAAGAGGCGGAGACCGCCCUAGGCCGAUCUCUCACCACCGCAGAAGCCAUUUGGUUCAAUUACUCCGCCGCCAAAUCGGACUACUUUUUAUACUGCCACAACAUUCUCUUCCUCUUUGUUAUUUUCUCUGCUCUGCCACUUUACUAUAUCUUCCUAGAAAUCUUCUUUAUGGACUCGAUCAAGUCGUACAAAAUUCAACCCAAAGUGAAGCUCUCAGUUUCUGAGGUGUUCCGAUGUUACAAAUCUGUUAUGCGCAUGUUCUUUCUCGUUGUGGGUCCUCUUCAACUUGUGUCCUAUCCCUCUAUUAAGAUGAUAGGGAUAAGGACAAGUUUGCCAUUGCCUUCUUUAUGGGAAAUUAUAGCCCAAUUGGGGGUUUAUUUCAUUGUGGAGGAUUAUUUGAACUAUUGGAUCCAUAGAUUUCUGCAUUGCAAAUGGGGAUACGAGAGGAUUCACAAGGUGCAUCAUGAGUACACGGCUCCAAUUGGGUUCGCGGCGCCGUAUGCGCACUGGGCGGAGAUUUUGAUCCUCGGGAUCCCCUCGUUUAUGGGGCCUGCGUUCGUCCCGGGUCACAUGAUUACUUUCUGGUUGUGGAUUGGACUAAGGCAGAUUGAGGCUAUUGAGACUCACUGCGGGUACGACUUUCCUUGGACUCCGACAAGAUAUAUUCCUUUUUAUGGUGGUCCAGAUUACCAUGAUUAUCAUCAUUAUGUUGGUGGAAAAAGCCAAAGUAAUUUUGCUUCGGUAUUCACCUAUUGUGAUUAUUUAUAUGGAACUGACAAGGGAUAUCGAUAUCAAAAGAAAGUCCUCCAGCAGUUGCGGGCUGGACAGAAAAGCAAUGGCGAGCAAAUAGGCGUUUUGCACAACAUAUCUGCACAAGAUGUUAAAGUUGACUAGCAUUGACAUAUUCGAAACUGUCUCUAGACAAUAUCAUCCUCUGUAAUGCUUCUUAUUGGAGACAUAACUAGUUGUCGAAGUCUUAGGUUUGAACUUUGAAGGUGACGUAGAUUCGUACACGGUUUUGAUGAUGUCUGAUAGAAUCGUGCCGUUGUCCUUUGGACGCCAUAGUGCAUUUAUGAUUCAAUACACGUACAUUUAACUAACUAAAUAUUAA